This is a messenger RNA of Pieris macdunnoughi, 450 nucleotides long. The record is from the annotation of a GenBank genome assembly. Lineage: Eukaryota; Metazoa; Arthropoda; Insecta; Lepidoptera; Pieridae.
AUGAAGUUCUUCAUCGUUGUAUCUGCUCUCUUCGCCCUUGCGGCAUCCGCCCCUGUCGAGAUGUCUCUUCAACAGAUCGACUACGCUCUGCAGAGCCCCGACCUCUCUCCAAUCCUAAGACCUGUGUUGGAAGCUGCUCUUAACAAGAUCAUGGAAGCUCUAAUGAACGGACAGGCUCUUGAAACCGUUGUUGUCGAACUCCCCAUUGGCGUAGACCCAGUUCUCAUUCCCGAGCCUGCCCCACUCCCAGUCAACCCCAUCCCAGUCCCAAUUGACCCCGUCCCAAUCCCAAUCCCAAGCCCCGCUGAACCCGCCCCCACCCCAUCUGCCGGACCUCUUGUCCAGGUCAUCAUUAACGUCAACAAGGAACAACAACAGGUACCUGAUGUAGAUGUGGGUUCCAAACCUGAACCAUUACCUGGCAACCCAAUCGACGUCAUCCUCAACUAA